Messenger RNA from Hydra vulgaris (swiftwater hydra), 1510 nucleotides. The record is from RefSeq and is a predicted model, not a curated record. NCBI's taxonomy places the organism in Eukaryota, Metazoa, Cnidaria, Hydrozoa, Anthoathecata, Hydridae.
GACAAAUGUAUGUUUGCUCCUUUUAUAGGCAAUAGGUUCAACAUUUUGUUUUGUAAUGGUGCUGCACUGUAUUAUCAUUCUGAAUCUAUUAAAGAAUUUUUGUCUCAAUGGCCAAAUCCGAAUAAUCUAUUGAAGGCAGUUAAUGAAGAUAUAUCAAAUUUAUUAUUUUUAGCAGAAUCUCGUGCAUUAGAUAUUUUUGAUAAGUUAAUUACUGGUCCCUUUUGGAGACUCAUUGAAGAAAACAAAAACAUUCUUAGUAUGAAUAAGUUUUUAUUUUGUUUAAAAAUGAAAUUGUCAGAUCUUUGCAAAGACGCUUCUCCAAUGCUCAAUCAAACACCUGUAUUUGAUCCAAGAGAUGUCAAAAUACAUAAAGAUAAACUUUAUGAAAAACUUUUUGAGGAGACUGGAAAUAUAGAAUUUGAUGUCUUGGUGCAGCAGUCAUUAGAAACAAUUUCCCAUGCGUUUUUAAUUCUAGAAAUACAAGCAAUUGAUCAGCUCCCAGGAGGUAAAUAUUGGAACUCAGAUGAUAGAAUUCAAAAGGCUGCUGAAAAUGUACCAACAACUAACAAAGCUUCAGAAAGUGAUUUUGCGAUUCUGGAUCUACUUAUUCGGACAAAGCCCAAUGCUAAAAUACAAACAAUUCAAGCAUAUACAAUGUGGUACAGAAACAAAACCUUAGAUUGGUUGGAUGCAAAAUCAGAAGAAGAGCGUUACAUUUUAAUUGGAAAAGCUCCUAAUAGUGUUGAAAAAAUGAAAUUAAAGUAUAAAGAGCGUCAAGUAGAGUUAAUAUUAAAGAAAUCUUCUAUUCUGAUAGUAAAACAGCAAUUCAAAGCAGAUACAGAAAAGAAGGCAUUGCUGAAAAAAGCAAAUAUUGUAAAUGAGCUUAUUCAAUUGAAAUCACAAGUUUGGCUAACAGCAGAUGAAGCAAAAGAUAAAUCUUCAAAAAUUGAAAAUGAUACUUUAAGGAAGCAAGUUAUUAGAGUUCAAUUAGAUUUUUAUCGUUAUGUAAUGGGGGCAAAAUGUUUGUUAAAGCUGUUUUAUAAAACUAAAGUUUCUGGAAAUAAACGUAUUGAUUUAAGUUCAGGUGAGUUAAUGGAGAACCUGUUGACUGUCAUUGGUAACUGCAAUUUGCCUCCACCAGAAAAAACAACCAAUACAUUAAAAGUAAAAAACCAACGCAAUGACUUGAUUAAGAAACAAAAAGAAAAGUUGUUUACAACGUUAAAAGAUUCUAGAAUGUCACAUCUUGCAAAACAAAAAAAAGUCCUGUUUCUGCCGGCAUUAUUAGAUGAUCCAUUUUGUUUAGUUGGGCGAGUUAUUCUUCAUAAAAUAAAAGAAGUUGAUGAAGAAGAGUAUUUUUGGUGCAAAGCAGAUGUUCUUAAAAUAGAAACAUCUAAACACGAUAAAAUGCUUGUAAGAUUGUGGUGCAAUGCAAACAAGAAGAAAUGGUGGAUGAUGAUUUUAAAUACAUUUUUGUAUUUUUCUGAAUUUUGAUUUGUGUAUUUUUUGA